Durusdinium trenchii is the source of this 274-nucleotide messenger RNA. NCBI's taxonomy places the organism in Eukaryota, Dinophyceae, Suessiales, Symbiodiniaceae. The record is from the annotation of a GenBank genome assembly.
AUGGAACCCUUCUUCGACGACGAGCUCUAUGAGGAUGAUGCAUGGGAAGAGCAGUCGUUCUUGUGGGAUGAUCCCCAGGAUUUCGAUGAGGAGCAGCUGGAGCCUGAGAACGAGAGCGGGACGCCGCUUGGAAGCGCUGGACCACGAGAAGACGAUGAUGAGUCGGACAGUUCGUUGAGCGUCACGACACCACCUUCUCUUUGGCUAUGCCUUCGCUGCGGGAGCUCUCGGUGGGAGCUAGUGGAUGGCGUCUACUUCUGCCGUCAAUGCAGGA